AUGGUUGGUGAAUCAAGAUCAGAACUUCUACAAUGGCUCAAUGCUACCCUCGACUUGGACUAUACCAAAGUCGAACAAUGUGGUAGUGGAGCUGCCUACUGUCAAUUGCUCGACUCAAUUUACGGUGACAUUCCCAUGUCUCGUGUAAACUUCACCACCAAAUUAGAAUACGAGUAUCUAAACAACAUGAAAGUCCUUCAAAGUGGCUUCAGUAAACACAAAAUCACCAAGAACAUCGAUGUCAAUAGGUUGGCCAAGUGCAGAUUACAGGAUAAUUUGGAACUUUUACAAUGGUUCAAGAAGUAUUGGAUGGAAAAUAAGGAUUUGAACCAACCUUAUGAUGCUAUAGGUAGAAGGAUGAAGAAAAAAGGUAGAUCAGUGUCUGCCGGUACUGGUGGUACUAGUUAUGAUGCUGGUAGUACGGCUAGUUCAGGUGUGAAACCAACUCCGGUCAAAAAACCUAUCAGUGUUAGUGUUGGUGGAAAACCACGCUUAAGUAAUGAUCCAUGUAAGAAGUGUUCUGACUACGAGGCCCAAAUCCUGGACCUUACCAGUAGUUUACAAGCAGUUACACAAAGUAAUGAUGAAGUUUCGGCGGAGAGACAAUUCUAUUUCACCAAAUUAAGGGAGAUAGAGUUAUUGGUGACCAAUGCCCUUCCCAGAUUAGAGCUGGGGGAAACCAUAGAUGUAACUGAAGUAUUGAAGGAGAUCCAGUCGAUAUUGUAUCAACCUGAAGAAGGAUUUAGCGUUGAUGAAGAGAUGGAACAAAGUGAUGAAUUUUAG
Molecule: messenger RNA, 783 nt
Organism: Yamadazyma jaroonii
Lineage: Eukaryota; Fungi; Ascomycota; Pichiomycetes; Serinales; Debaryomycetaceae
Source: the annotation of a GenBank genome assembly